Eublepharis macularius is the source of this 1611-nucleotide messenger RNA. RefSeq names its product solute carrier family 7 member 10 (gene SLC7A10). Bases 1 to 1611 code for a protein of 536 amino acids. Gene Ontology annotation, cellular component: membrane. The record is from RefSeq and is a predicted model, not a curated record. Gene Ontology annotation, biological process: amino acid transmembrane transport; D-alanine transmembrane transport; D-serine transmembrane transport. Gene Ontology annotation, molecular function: L-amino acid transmembrane transporter activity; neutral L-amino acid transmembrane transporter activity. NCBI's taxonomy places the organism in Eukaryota, Metazoa, Chordata, Lepidosauria, Squamata, Eublepharidae. The transcript has 11 exons.
AUGGCCGGGGAAAACCAGCAGCAAACCCUCCGCAAGAGCAUCGCGGCGCACCAGCCCGCGGCUCCCACCCAGGUGCCCCCGCAGGCGCGGCCCCCGCUGGCCAACGCCAGUGGCCCCCAGAGCGGCGUCGAGGAGCGGGUGGCUCUCAAGAAGGAGAUCGGGCUCGUCAGCGCCUGUGCCAUCAUUAUAGGUAAUAUCAUCGGCUCAGGCAUCUUCAUUUCACCCAAAGGAGUAUUAGAGCACACCGGGUCAGUAGGGCUCGCUCUCGUCAUCUGGGUGCUUGGAGGAGGAAUCUCAGCUCUCGGGUCACUUUGCUAUGCCGAGUUAGGAGUUACCAUCCCUAAAUCAGGAGGAGAUUAUUCCUACGUCACUGAGAUUUUUGGUGGAUUAGCUGGGUUUUUACUACUAUGGAGUGCAGUUCUCAUCAUGUACCCCACUAGCCUGGCUGUUAUUGCACUGACUUUUUCGAACUAUGUUUUACAGCCAGUGUUCCCUAACUGUAUCCCCCCCUAUAAUGCCUCCAGAGUCCUCUCCAUGGUGUGUUUGUUGCUCUUGACUUGGGUGAACAGUUCCAGUGUCCGGUGGGCAACUCGCAUCCAGGAUAUAUUUACUGCAGGAAAACUCUUGGCCUUGGGCCUUAUCAUUAUCGUGGGCUUCAUACAGAUUUUUAAAGGAAACUAUGGAGAACUGCUACCCAGCAAUGCUUUCAAUUUCUGGAUGAUCCCGUCGGUGGGGCACCUGGCAUUAGCCUUCCUUCAAGGUUCCUUUGCAUUCAGUGGGUGGAACUUCCUAAAUUAUGUAACGGAAGAAUUAGUUGAUCCUCGCAGGAAUCUACCUCGUGCCAUAUUCAUAUCCAUCCCAUUGGUGACAUUUGUGUAUACAUUCACCAACAUCGCCUAUUUCACCGCCAUGUCACCCCAAGAGCUCUUGUCUUCCAAUGCUGUUGCGGUAACGUUUGGUGAAAAGUUACUGGGCUAUUUUUCGUGGGUUAUGCCAGUCUCGGUGGCUCUGUCUACAUUUGGAGGAAUAAAUGGAUACCUUUUUACCUCGUCAAGGUUAUGCUUCUCUGGUGCGCGAGAAGGCCAUUUACCAAGCCUGUUGGCUAUGAUUCAUGUUAAACAAUGCACCCCAAUUCCAGCUCUCCUUGUCUGUUGUCUGGCCACUGUUGUCAUCAUGCUUGUCGGGGACACAUACACAUUAAUUAAUUACGUGUCGUUUAUUAACUACCUCUGUUACGGUGUGACAAUAAUAGGCUUGAUUGUGCUACGCUGGAAGAAACCCAAAGUCUUCAGACCGAUCAAGGUAAAUCUCAUGGUUCCAAUCACUUACCUGAUAUUUUGGGCCUUUCUCUUGAUCUUCAGUUUUUAUUCUGAGCCAGUAGUCUGUGGAAUCGGACUGAUUAUCAUAUUCACUGGAGUGCCAGUGUUUUUUCUUGGAGUGUACUGGAAAAACAAACCAAAGUGUGUAAACAGGAUAACAGAAUCUUUGACAUAUUGGGGCCAGAAGGUGUGUUUUGUUGUCUACCCUCAAGGGGGACCUCCAGAAGAGGAGGAUGAUAUACCUUUCACUCAUUCGCCCCUCUCUGGAAGUGAGAAGAGCUUGAAGAAAUAA